This is a messenger RNA of Fimicolochytrium jonesii, 1513 nucleotides long. RefSeq lists its product as uncharacterized. The transcript has a single exon. Lineage: Eukaryota; Fungi; Chytridiomycota; Chytridiomycetes; Spizellomycetales; Powellomycetaceae. Bases 317 to 1243 code for a protein of 308 amino acids. The record is from RefSeq and is a predicted model, not a curated record.
GGAAUGUUUCGAUGGUGAGCACCUGCUCGCUACUGCUGCUUUCCGCGAGUUUCCUGAGGAUGCCUUCCGCAGCGUGAAAGUUCUUCUGGAAAAAGGCUUUGUGGAUGCGACACGGUUCGAUGUCAGUUGCUUGAUGUAUGUACCGGAGUGCAGCUGGCAAACGGUCGCUUCUCGGCUGGAAUCACCAUUUUGGAUGCGAUUCACGCCGCCACUGGACGGUGAGCCACAUUUAUCUCUAGUUGGUGAGCCAGACCUCUUGAGAUACAAAUGUAUACUUCGGCAUUGACUCUUAGAGCAGCGGCAAUAUCUCAAAGAAAUGGCGCACAUGAUUCUGAAAGCUUCGGGAAGCAUCAACGAACUAGACGUUUUCAGAGUGACAAAUGAAGCCACUCAAGAAGCUUGCUGCGAAUUUUUGCACUACAAUACCGCAGCCUACGAUAGGCUUGCCCGUGUCUAUCUUCUCAAAAUGGCGGAAAUACCGCCCGAGUGGGUCCGGAAGCGCGUGUCGCAAGGCUUCUCUAUUGGUGGGUCGCACCUAAAAUACAUCCUCAAAAAUUGGCUAUGUCGCCUGCCGACCGGGCUGGACGGGUUCACCAACUGUGACGAGGCCGACACGGCGUAUAUCGACGACCAUCCCAUGAUCUGGCUACUGAACGUGAUACCAUCUUCGCGAUUGUUUCUGCGUAAGUUUCGUGACUAUGGCUACGACGGGCUUCUCCCGGUCGUUCUGCAUGCCGGCCUGAGAUUCGAGCUAAAGGACGUGUGCGCAUUUUUUGAGAAACGACCCCUGGCUUUCCUCAAAGACCUUCUCGGGGCGGACGAAAGCUGCUUUUUUCGCGACUCGGACGGUCUGCUCCCUUUUGAUCCGCGCAAGGGGCCAGCGCUCUAUGAAGCGGCGUUGGCACGGAGCGGACCUUGCGGGCGUAGUAAGCCAGACGUCCUCAGGCUCUUGGCGGAGGACGUUCGGGUGAUACCGUCUGAGGAGAACAUAUCCGGUGUUGCUCGGUUGCUGUUACCACGUACUGUGCGAACCAUGCUGGACAUUGCCCGUGACAGCUUACCACGAGACGAUUUUGCGGAGAUGCUUGCCUCUCUGGCUUCUUGCUGGGAUGACGCGAACACUUUGGUUGCUCAGGUGGAGGGAGACUUUGACCCGUUGUUGAAGAGGCACGCGGCCACAAGGAUGGUUAGAGUCUUUGCGGACCGCCAAAGGGAAGCACGCCAAGCUGAUGGGAGCCUUUGACGCGAGCUUUGGAACCAAGAAAAUGCAUGGUGUUGGGCAGGGCAGGUUCCCACCCGACAUAUCAUCUAUUCCAACGUCCACCGAUGGGACUUUCGUUCACCAUCUGGAUAUUGUGAGCGAUCGCGAGCCGCCUUGCUUCCUGCUGGGCUUCUACCAUGCAGCAUGUAAAUUUGAUUCGGGGCGGUCGUCACUUCACGUCUCAAUGGCGACUACGGGCUUCCACCAUGCAGGCAACGACCCGUUUGGCAAGGUCAAGCUCCAACCUUGGUC